GCUCGCUGUCCCGCCGUGAGGGAGCGGGAGGCAGAGGGACUGCGGUCGCCGGCGGUCCCCGCUCCGCUCCGGCGGCCCUUCGUGCUGCCUCGUCCCAAAAUGGUGGCGGCUCCGCCGAGAACAUGGCGGCGGGACCCUCAGCCCUCGACCGCCUGUGAGGUGGCGUUUCCCUCGGAGGUGACCGGCCUGGGGUCUCGGCAGCAGCGGGGAGCCUGGGGCGGCCGCUCCGCCUUGGACGCAGUCAGCCCCCGGGGACCCCUGUGCCCCCGCAGCGGGACGUGGCGGGGCGUCCAGCCCGCACAGGGGGUGAGGCGUGAGUGCAUCUCAGUCCAUGUUGGUCAAGCUGGUGUGCAGAUUGGCAAUGCGUGCUGGGAGCUGUACUGCCUGGAGCAUGGCAUCCAGCCCAAUGGGACCAUGCCGAGCGAUAAAACUGUCGGUGGAGGUGAUGAUUCCUUUAACACGUUCUUCAGUGAGACCAGUGCCGGAAAACAUGUGCCUCGUGCUGUGUUUGUGGACCUUGAACCAGCAGUAAUAGAUGAAGUUAGGAAUGGGACAUACAAGCAACUCUUUCAUCCCGAACAACUGAUAUCUGGUAAAGAAGAUGCUGCAAAUAACUAUGCUCGAGGUCAUUACACAGUUGGGAAAGAGAUAAUUGAUCUAGUUCUAGAGCGUAUCAGGAAACUGUCUGAUCAAUGCACUGGCUUGCAGGGUUUCCUGAUUUUCCACAGUUUUGGGGGAGGCACUGGCUCAGGUUUUACUUCUCUGCUGAUGGAGCGCCUGUCAGUUGACUAUGGGAAAAAAUCAAAAUUGGAAUUUGCCAUCUACCCUGCACCACAGGUCUCAACAGCUGUUGUUGAGCCAUACAACUCCAUCCUGACUACCCACACGACUCUGGAGCAUUCCGACUGUGCCUUUAUGGUUGACAAUGAGGCCAUCUAUGACAUUUGCCGUAGGAAUCUGGACAUUGAACGCCCGACCUACACCAAUCUCAAUCGCCUCAUUGGUCAGAUAGUCUCUUCCAUUACUGCUUCCCUCAGAUUUGAUGGUGCCUUAAAUGUGGAUCUUACUGAAUUUCAAACUAACUUGGUGCCUUACCCUCGUAUCCACUUUCCAUUGGUAACAUAUUCCCCAAUUAUUUCAGCAGAGAAAGCCUAUCACGAGCAGCUCUCUGUGUCCGAGAUAACCAAUGCUUGCUUUGAGCCAUCUAAUCAGAUGGUGAAGUGUGACCCUCGCCAUGGCAAGUACAUGGCCUGUUGUAUGCUGUAUCGUGGGGAUGUUGUCCCCAAGGAUGUCAACGCUGCUAUUGCUGCUAUCAAAACCAAGCGCACAAUCCAAUUUGUAGACUGGUGCCCAACUGGUUUUAAGGUUGGCAUCAAUUACCAGCCACCAACAGUGGUUCCUGGUGGUGACCUAGCCAAAGUCCAGCGGGCAGUGUGCAUGCUGAGCAACACUACAGCCAUUGCUGAGGCAUGGGCUCGUCUAGACCACAAGUUUGAUCUGAUGUAUGCCAAACGUGCCUUUGUUCACUGGUAUGUUGGAGAAGGAAUGGAGGAGGGGGAGUUCUCAGAGGCUCGGGAAGAUUUGGCUGCACUUGAGAAAGAUUAUGAAGAAGUGGGCACAGACUCGGUGGAUGGAGAAGAUGAAGGUGAAGAAUAUUAAAUACAAGCGAAUUGCAAGUCUUCGCUGUUUUACUGCAUCUUCAGUAGCAGUGUAAAUCAUGUCAAAUAAUCGGAAUAAACUUCUUUAAUCAAGACA
Molecule: messenger RNA, 1755 nt
Organism: Tyto alba (common barn owl)
Lineage: Eukaryota; Metazoa; Chordata; Aves; Strigiformes; Tytonidae
Product: tubulin alpha-8 chain
Exons: 5
Coding region: 100-1659 (519 amino acids)
Biological process (GO): microtubule cytoskeleton organization; mitotic cell cycle
Cellular component (GO): microtubule; cytoplasm
Molecular function (GO): GTP binding; structural constituent of cytoskeleton
Source: RefSeq, a predicted model, not a curated record